Vidua macroura (Pin-tailed whydah) is the source of this 4613-nucleotide messenger RNA. RefSeq names its product DC-STAMP domain-containing protein 2-like. Lineage: Eukaryota; Metazoa; Chordata; Aves; Passeriformes; Viduidae. The transcript is spliced from 30 exons. Bases 246 to 4580 code for a protein of 1444 amino acids. Gene Ontology annotation, cellular component: membrane. The record is from RefSeq and is a predicted model, not a curated record.
UCAUUUUCCUGACAAACCCCCGCACUUCUUUCCCUCUCUGAGGAACUCGGAGAAGCCUGCAUUCCAACCCGCCCGCUGCAGCAGAGCGCAACCGAAACUGCCGGGCCGGUUCCGAAGGCAACGGAAACUGUGAGGCAGGGCCGGGGCACGGCGGGACCCCUGCGAGCAGCACGGUGGAAGCUGCUCACUCACCCUGCUGUUACCCCACGGGGGACACGGCUGGAGGGAGCCGCGGGAGCGGCGGCAUGAGGCCGGGCUCGGGCUCGGGCAGGGCCCCGUGGGCCCGGCGGGCCCAGCGCAAGGAGCGGGCCCAGCGGCCUGGGGCCGAGCGCGGGCCGCGGGAUCCCGGCAAGGCCCAGGAGCUCGCCCGCAGCCUCGGUGGCCUCACGCUGGGGCUGCUUCUGGCCAGCAUUUACGGGGCUCUGGUGCUGCUGGUGCAGGGCCACAAUGUCUGGUACUGCCUGAGCGUCACCGUCUUCCUGGGCGCGGGGCUGGGCCUGGGCAUGGCCUUCUCCAUGAAGACGCGGAUGAUCGUGCUGCUGGCGCUGCCGCACUUCUUCACCAGGGAGGGGAAGAUACUGAUCAUGAUGCUGGCGCUGUGCCUGACCGUGCAAGGCCCUGGCACCAAUCUGCUGCACAACGUCUCCCAGGUCGCCAAGGCGCUCUCAUGCGGGGCUGAACUGGCCCAAAACCAGACGGCCGAGCGGCUGCAACGCGCCAAGGAGCCACUGCUGAACGUGCAGAAGAAGAUCAAGGAGAUCGGCCAGAAUGCCAAGGUGCUGGGUGACCGUGUCCGUAAGUUCGUCCGCUCCAUCAUAGACUCCACCAGACACGUUGCCCGGGCCCUGCGCAACGUUUGGCUGUGGCUGUCGAGGGCUGGUUACAUCUGUAACCGUGAGCUGGGGGACCCGCAGAGCACCUGCUUUCGCUACAUGGACAAGACCAAGGACAGGUGUGAGCGCGCCCUCCCGCUCCUCUUCCACAUCUGCUACGUCGUCCUCAGCUUCAAGGCGCUCUGCGGCAUGAUCAGUACUUUUGCUUUCAUGUUCUGCACCAUCCCUAAGUACAUCCAGACCUUCAUCCGGAUGAACGUCGCAGCCCCCCUCACAGAUGCCCUGAACCGUGUCCGCGCCGAGUUUGAGUUCAACAUCUCGGUCGUGCACCACUUCAGCGUCAACCUCAACGCCAGCAAGAGCCUGGGCGAGGUGUCUGCCGAUAUGAUGGAGGCCGUGCAGCAGCACAUGGAGCCCUACCACCGUGCCCUGGAGCUCUUCUCCUACCUCUCCUUCUUGGCCAUCCUCUUCUUGUGCUACCACGCGAUUCGCUACCGGCGCCGCUACCUGCGGGACGACACCUUUGACAACGUUUACAUCACGCGGCGCUUCGUGGAGCUGGACCUGCGGUGUGCAGAGCAGGGCAAACCCACCGUGCUGCCCCUGUCGGCGCUGGAGAAGGGCCGCUACAUCCCCCCGGGUGCGCUGUGGCUGUCAAAGAGGGAGCGACGCCAGUACGGGCUGCAGCUCUUUGGCUUCCUGCGCCAUACGCUGCUGGGGCUCAGCAUCAUCCUGGCUGACUACAGCAUCUUCUGGCUACUCGACCUGUUCCGGCACCAGCUGAGCGCGGAGAUCGUUGCCAGGGCGCCGUCGACAAUGACCAUCAGCGUCAACGGGACGGGCUACACCAGUGAGAUCUACCAGGAUCUGGUCUCUGCCUUCAACGCGCUGCAGGAGGGCGAGGUCUCGGUGCUGUCCCACGUCUGCCUCAUCGAGCCCGUGGAGCCCGACCACGGCACCUACAUCACCAUAGGAAUCCUGUACGGUAUCUGGCUCUUCAUCGCCGUCUUCGGUUCCUACAUGGCACGCCUGCGCCGGGCAGUGUGUGCCGCCUACUUCCCGUCCCGCGAGCAGGAGCGCCUGGCCUUCCUGCACAACAUCAUCCGGGCACGGCGGGAAUGGGUGGUGUUUGCCCUGCGCCAAGCUGGCACGCAGCGCUUGGCCGAUACCGGGAAAAGCAGGCUCUUCCUCAUCCUCAUCUCCAGGUUCCCUCUCCUAGCUCGCCUCGCUCGCCGCUUGGGCAUCCAGCGCAAACACUGCCUGACCUGUGGGGUGGCAGAGCAGCCGGGUUUCAUCGCCUGCAUCACACCCAACUGCAAAGGGCUGUAUUGCAGCGAGUGCUACGGAGCCCUGAACAACACCUGCUCCGUCUGCACGGCCCCCCUGAGCUCCCCGGACUCUGGCGAUGAGGAGAUGGACUCCAGUGACGAGGACACGCCGGGGCUGUGGCCGGGCCGGGGCCAGGAGCGAGGGCGGCGGCUGCUGCAGCGCAUCAAGGACGCGCUCCAGGGCCGGCGGCUCCUCUCCAGGACGGAGCUGCGGGAGGAGGAGAGCGAGCGGCUGCUCCCCAGACGCGACUUUGGCCACGAGGAGCGGGCUGAGAGCGGGGAUGACGGAGAGCUGCGGGAGGUGCUGGUCCUGCCGCCGCCCAGCCGAGUUCCCUCCCCGCUGGGGCAUCCCCCCGACAUCAGCUCCGAACCGCAGCGUGCUCAGAAACCUCCCCACACAACCCUGGAGCGAGUGGUGGUCUCGGUCCUGCCCAGCCCCCUCAGCCGCUUCCUCUGGAGCCGGCCCGAUGAGUAUCGCUGCAGAAAAGCCUUCCUGGGAGCCGGCUUUGGGAUGCUCCUUGGCCUCGGGCUCUGCCACCUCCUCAUCAUGCCUCUGGACCUGUCAGAGACACGGAAGGUGAAGCUUACCUGGGGGCUGACAGCCGUGACUGCCCUGGGCUGGGCCACGUCCCCCCAGUUCCGCUGUGCCAACCUGCUCAUGGUCCCCAAGCUCCUGGGGAAGGAGGGUCGGCUCUACGUUCUCUCCUUUGUCUUCGCCGCCAUCUACAACGGGCCCGGGGCCAACCUCUGGUACAACCUGAUGGAGACGAAGCGCUCGAUGGAGUGCGUGGUGGAGCUACAGGUCAACCACACGGGACAUCUCUGGCAGGCGUCUACAGCCCCCCUGCGCCAGGUCAUGGAGGAGCUGGUGAAGAGCGCAGAGACACUCAACACUGAGAUGCAGAACGUCUCCCAAGCCUUCGUGGAGCUGAACGAGCAGGUGGCCAGCAAGGAGGGCUACGACCUGAGGCAACGCCCAGACACGGGCACGAAGCCAGCCCCCAGCACCCAGGAGCUCUAUGAGACAAAGACCAAACUUCGCUGUGAAACUGUGAUCCAGAGGGGCCUGCAGCGCUGCACAAACCACUUCCAGAAAAUGUACGAGAAAUGCAUGAAACGAGUGAUCCUGCCCUUAGUCAGGCACCUCGUCUGCCUGCCCAUGCAGUUUGGGUUCGUCUGCCACUCGGUCAAACUCAUGAGGAGGUGGUGUAAGGAGAGGAUCCCCGUGGAUGGGAACUUCGGGCACAUGUACGACCGGGUGAACAGCUCCGUCAACAGCCUCAGCCAGGAGUUCAGCGCCAGCAUUGCCUACCAGGAGGAGCACCACGAGAUGCUGGUGGGCACCGACAUAGCGGAGCAGCUGCGGGAGGAGGUGACCUCGCAGCUGCAGCAGGAAGGCGCCCGCCUGGGCCUGGCCGUCUCCUUCUUCCGCCUGCUGCUGUCCUUCACCUUCCUCUUCAUCUUCUUCUCGGCUUUCUACUACACCUAUCAAUACUGCCACAAGAUCGGCUUUGACAACUGCUACAUCACCACCUAUUUCCGCCAAAUCGAUGCCCGGCGUAGAGAGCAGAACAAGCAGACGCUGCUGCCCCUGCUCCGGGAGGAGACCUCGUCUUUCAUCUUCCCAUGCAAGCUGGCCGUGCAGCGGCCUGAGCUGCAGUACAUGGUGAUGGAGCUGCUCAGGUGCAUCCCACUCCUGCUCUUCCUCCUCUUUGUCUGUGGCCUGGACCACUUCAUCUUCAGCAUUCUCAGCAUCAUCCAGCAUCAUUCCUUUAUCGAGUAUUCCUACCAAACCAGCCACCACUUGUCCGUGAACGUGAUGGGCACAUCCCUGAUGGCACAGCUGCUGCGCACCACCAUCGGGGCCCUCAACACCUCCUUCGACACCGAAGUGGAGACCUCCAACCUCGCCUGCCUGCCGCAGCCCACGGGGAUGACGAGGCAGCAGUACCUGAACACCUGCCUGCCCCUGGCCGUGCUGGCCCUGCUCUGCCUGGCCCAGGUCUACCCGUUCCGCCUGCGCCGCGCCAUCGCCGCCUUCUACUUCCCCAAGAGGGAGAAGACUCGAGUGCUGUUCCUGUACAACAAAUUGCUGCGGCAGCGGAAGAAUUUCUUGCACCUGCAGCGCGGGCGCGUGGCCCGGCAAGCACGGCAGCCGCCCGAGCUGGGAACGUUGCUGCUGCAGUGGUGCCGCCGGCGCUGGCCCUGGCUGCGCCGCUGCUUGCGCCGGAGAUGCACCUUGUGCGGGACCCCCGAGACCCCCCAGCACCGGCCCUGCCCCAAUCCCGACUGCUUUGCCUUGUACUGCGAGUCCUGCUGGAGGGUGACGGGGGGCAUCUGCCUCGCCUGCGGGCCCGCAGACCCCGACCUCGUCCAGGACAGCAGCGAGGAUGAGGAGGAGCAGGGAUACGCGGGAUGAAGGUGCUUGGGAAUAAAUGUUUCAACCCCCGUG